AAGAUGGUGGUCAUUUCGUAGGUAACGAAAGCUAGUUGUGCGCACAGUGACGUCACACCGUGGUCGUGUUGUGCGGUUAUGCGUCUGUGAACUCCGCCAUUGAGAGUCGCGUACGUCGCGGAGAGCGGUUUGGUGACACGAACAAAACGGCGGAAAUAUGUGACGGAGGAUCGAAACCGAGCAGCCAAGUAGCACGAAUCUCGCGUAUCCUCCCGGCGAGCGCGUCUCCUCGUCUCUUGUUCCUCGUCGCCGGCGUGGCGUGUCGCGGCACACGCGCGCGCGUGUAUCCUUUUGCCCGAAGAGCGUACGCUCUCUCGUCGCUUGGGCCCCCUCACCCGGGAAUAGGCUCGCGUGCAAACGUGUUCUUCCGCUUGCGUGUUAUAUUGUUCUUCGUGUGCGAGAUGGCCGGUAAGUAAAGUGCUCCAGCGAAGAACCGCGACGUUGUCGAUUAAACCGGCACGCGCGUACACUUGUCGCGUGAUUCGUCGCGCAACAGAGACGACGACGACGACGACGACGACGACGACAACGACGACGACGACGACGACGACGACGACGGUGACAACGGUGACGACGACGGCGACGACGCGUCGUCGCUCUUGCUCCCGUUGGAUAGCAGCUCGUUUCCUCGCGUCACCGCGACUAAGCGAACCUUGACCUAGAUAACACGCGGGUAUACCCGCAACGAAUGCUCGCCUAGAGUCGAUUCCGUAGUCUCCAAGUACAAUCGUGUCGGUCGCGCCCGGAUUACUCCCCGUGCGCGGGAGAGCAGGUAUCUAUGUGCCCGUCGCCGGCGACGGCGACGACUGCGGCGGCGGCGACGGUGGCAGCCUAGAAACACAAUGGAUUACGCCGAAACUUCAAGCAAUGGUGACAUACAAUGGUGUUUCUCUCAAGUGAAGGGAACCUUAGAAGAAGACGUCACAGAAGCUGAUAUAAUUUCAUGCGUUGAAUUUAACCACGAUGGCGAUCUUCUUGCAACAGGAGACAAGGGUGGACGUGUCGUCAUUUUUCAAAGAGACCCCAUUAGUAAAAACAGUAUACCACGGAGAGGUGAAUACAAUGUGUAUAGCACCUUCCAGAGCCAUGAGCCCGAGUUCGAUUACCUAAAAUCACUAGAAAUAGAAGAAAAAAUUAAUAAAAUUAGGUGGCUAAAGAGAAAAAAUCCUGCCCACUUUUUACUCUCCACGAACGAUAAAACAAUCAAGUUAUGGAAAGUUAGUGAGAGAGAUAAAAGAGUAGAAGGAUAUAAUACGAAAGAAGAAAAUGGUACGAUCCGUGAUCCUGCCUGCAUCACUGCCUUGAGGGUGCCAACCAUAAAACCAAUGGAGUUGAUGGUGGAGGCAUCACCAAGGAGAAUAUUUGCCAAUGCGCACACCUAUCACAUAAACAGUAUAAGUGUCAACAGUGAUCAAGAGACAUACCUCAGUGCUGAUGAUCUUAGAAUUAAUCUUUGGCACCUUGAGAUAACAGACCAGAGUUUUAAUAUAGUAGACAUUAAGCCAACUAAUAUGGAAGAAUUAACAGAAGUCAUAACUGCGGCGGAAUUUCAUCCCGCGGAAUGCAACGUGUUGGUGUACAGUAGUAGCAAAGGAACCAUUAGACUUUGCGAUAUGAGAUCUGCCGCUCUUUGCGAUCAGCAUAGCAAACUCUUCGAGGAACCUGAGGAUCCAACUAAUAGGAGUUUUUUCUCAGAAAUUAUUUCAAGUAUAAGUGAUGUAAAACUCAGUAAUUCCGGGAGAUAUAUGAUCAGCAGAGACUACCUCAGUGUGAAAGUAUGGGACUUGCAAAUGGAAACAAAGCCGAUCGAAUGUUAUCCUGUACACGAAUACUUAAGAUCAAAAUUAUGUUCAUUGUACGAAAAUGACUGUAUCUUCGACAAGUUCGAAUGUUGUUGGAGUGGUAAUGACUCUGCUAUUAUGACGGGCUCGUACAACAAUUUCUUCAGAGUAUUUGAUCGUACGACCAAACGUGAUCUCACCUUGGAAGCAGCACGUGACAUUGCCAAACCAAAAACACUCCUUAAGCCAAGAAAGGUAUGCACCGGCGGUAAACGCAAAAAAGAUGAAAUUAGCGUCGACUGUUUGGACUUCAAUAAGAAAAUACUUCAUACCGCAUGGCAUCCGUCUGAAAAUGUGGUAGCUGUCGCUGCUACGAACAAUCUCUUCCUAUUUCAAGACAAACUCUAGCACAUUUGUAUGCAGAUAAUACAACGGUAUAUAUUGACGUGAGCAAGGCACGUUGAACUGAAAGCUCCCAGCGGAACAGCCGGGUGUCCAAGUAAUAUUGACGAUAGUCAACUGCUAGUCUGUCAGUGGUUGACUGACCGAAGAGUGGUAUAUGUAGCGCCGUCCACGCAGCUCACACAUUCAUACAUGCUAUAUAUACACACACAGGAACAUACAGGAUUGCACCCCAUACUUUGCCGCGCGCAUAUGUGUAUGAAAAAAGAAAAAAAAAAGACAAACGCGGAAUACACGCAUAACUUUCCAGGCUAUCAAGUUCGCUAGCUCGAAUAUAUUCGCAGAUUGAAAGAAACGUACGCAUCCAGCGAAAUAUACGACUGAACAAUUCACAGAGACUCGUGUUGGCAGUUAAUAUAUCAUUUAUAAAUACUAAUAAUUAGUAAUUUUUUGCCUGUAUUAUAUAGAAAUUAUGCCAUUGCACGGUGCAGUCUACACGUGAUUUUACAGUGGAUAUAAAAAUGCUUAAACAUCGUCACGCAUCGUAUUGACAAAGACAGGCGACGGAAAUGUGAGUAAGUGGAUGAGCACAGCACUAGGAUAAAUAAACGGGCCGCUUCAUGCGACUUAUGUACGAUCGAUGCGAUAUGUAUAUGGUAUAAAGAUUAAGUUCAUACGCCUAACUAACGCGAAAACAAAAAGAUCAGUCGUAAUUAACUUGUAAUUAUUGCAAUGUCAACUUUUGCGCUGUCAUACAGCGUUUCACAGUUAUCCUUAAACUAAAAACUGCGCGAUGAAUUCUAUAAAAAAAGUUAUCUGUUAUCAUAUUGCAAUUGAUAAUUAAUCCGUGCGUUAUUGAUCUUAAAAAGUAAGUACGAAUAAUAAAAUAACACGAAUAUAUAGUUUUGUUCGCGGAAUCGAGACAAUGACAGUUACCAUUAUGAGAAAACUCAAUUUUGAUAACCUGUGCCCAAAUUAUCCCGUCUACCAUUUACGACUUAGUGUCACACGUGUUAAAUAUAGGCCUAUUUUCUCGUUAGUUUAUUAUUCUCACGAACUAAUUGUUUGUCUGAAUCGCGGAACAGUUGCCAAUACGAGUCAAAUAAUAACGGAAAGUAUUGUAUCUUUCCUUCCAUUAUAUACCCGAAAAAACUAAAUGUUGCCGCACUCUAAAUGUAUCAAGCAAUAAGUGGCGCCGAUUUAAAAUGAUGUGUAUCAAUUGUUAUUUUUAAAACGAUAGAAAAAAUUGUCCGAUUGGGAGAUAAAUUGAAAAAUUGAAUAGAUGGAAUACAAAUUUUUCUAAUA
This is a messenger RNA of Odontomachus brunneus, 3488 nucleotides long. RefSeq names its product protein phosphatase PP2A 55 kDa regulatory subunit (gene tws). The record is from RefSeq and is a predicted model, not a curated record. Bases 843 to 2189 code for a protein of 448 amino acids. Gene Ontology annotation, biological process: peptidyl-serine dephosphorylation. Gene Ontology annotation, molecular function: protein phosphatase regulator activity; protein binding. Gene Ontology annotation, cellular component: protein phosphatase type 2A complex; cytosol. NCBI's taxonomy places the organism in Eukaryota, Metazoa, Arthropoda, Insecta, Hymenoptera, Formicidae. The transcript has 9 exons.